Molecule: messenger RNA, 3685 nt
Organism: Betta splendens (Siamese fighting fish)
Lineage: Eukaryota; Metazoa; Chordata; Actinopteri; Anabantiformes; Osphronemidae
Gene: slc7a2
Product: solute carrier family 7 member 2
Exons: 12
Coding region: 292-2256 (654 amino acids)
Biological process (GO): transmembrane transport; amino acid transport
Cellular component (GO): plasma membrane
Molecular function (GO): amino acid transmembrane transporter activity
Source: RefSeq, a predicted model, not a curated record
GCGGUGGGACUGGGGGUUGAGUCGAGGGGCAAGGCGAGGGGAGAGCCUAUGGAGGAGCGCUGGGGCCGGAGAGGGGAGGAGCAACAACACGGCUCUGCAGCCGCACAUGCCAGCGGAGGGAACUAGUGCCGGAGCGGCUCCGAGGCUGCAGUUGCUGGGUUCAUUAGAUGCGAUCUGACUUCUGACCUGUGCUUCCUGCGCCGCCGAUCCCCCCGAGCACACGCCGACCGCUCUGCCCUUUGAUUUCAGGCCCGUCACAUUCACGCCGUCGUUCUAACAGCAGGUGUCGACAUGCUGGAGCAGGUUCUGUCGUUCGGCCGCUCCCUGGUGCGCAGGAAGGUGGUAGACCUGAGCAGCCUGGAGGACUCCAAGCUGUGCCGCUGCCUGGGGACCGUGGACCUCAUCGCUCUGGGAGUGGGCAGCACCCUGGGGGCCGGCGUCUACGUCCUCGCCGGCGAGGUGGCCAAGGGCGACUCGGGCCCCAGCAUCGUCAUCUCCUUCCUCAUCGCUGCCCUGGCCUCCGUCAUGGCGGGCCUGUGUUACGCCGAGUUUGGCGCCCGCGUGCCCAAGACAGGCUCCGCCUACCUGUACAGUUAUGUGACUGUGGGGGAGAUAUGGGCCUUCAUCACCGGUUGGAACCUCAUCCUCUCCUACGUGAUCGGUACGUCGUCGGUUGCCAGAGCCUGGAGCGGCACCUUUGACGAAAUGAUAGGCGGCCACAUCGAGGUCUUCUGUAAAACGUACUUCAGCAUGAACUCCCCCGGUUUGGCCCAGUAUCCGGACUUCUUUGCUGUCUGCCUCAUCCUGCUGCUCUCUGGGCUCCUGUCGUUCGGUGUGAAAGAGUCCGCCUGGGUCAACAAAGUCUUCACGUCGGUCAACGUGCUCGUCCUCCUGUUCGUCAUCAUCUCCGGCUUCGUCAAAGGGGACACGCACAACUGGAAGAUAACGGAGGAGUCCCUGGUUAACGUCACCAUAGUGACGAGGAACCUGUCGGUGACGGCCAACGUGAGCAGCGACUACGGCGCCGGGGGGUUCAUGCCGUACGGCUUCAGCGGGACCUUAGCUGGAGCCGCCACGUGCUUCUACGCCUUCGUCGGAUUUGACUGCAUCGCAACAACAGGCGAGGAGGUGAAGAACCCUCAGAGAGCCAUUCCCAUCGGCAUCGUGGUGUCGCUGACCGUGUGCUUCCUGGCCUACUUCGGCGUGUCCGCUGCGCUCACGCUGAUGAUGCCCUACUACCUGCUGGAUGAGAAGAGCCCCCUGCCCAUGGCCUUCGAGUAUGUGGGCUGGGGUCCUGCCAAAUAUGUGGUUGCUGUGGGGUCACUGUGUGCGCUCUCCACCAGUCUGCUGGGCUCCAUUUUCCCUAUGCCUCGUGUAAUCUAUGCUAUGGCAGAGGAUGGGGUGCUUUUCAAAGCCUUAGCCCGAAUCAAUCCUAAGACGAAGACCCCACUUAUUGCCACUAUGAGCUCCGGUGUAGUAGCAGCGAUCAUGGCUUUCCUGUUUGACCUGAAGGCUCUGGUUGACAUGAUGUCCAUCGGAACCUUGCUGGCCUACUCCCUAGUCGCUGUGUGUGUACUGAUUCUCAGGUACCAGCCUGACGGAGCUAUGGAGCGGCGCGCAGGUGCCGGCGAGAGGGACUACCUGUCCUCCGAGGAGGGCGAGUCGGACCUGACUGAGUCCGAGUCCCACCUGAACAUGCUGAAGAGCGGGAGCUCCACCCUGCAGGCGGUGCUGCACCCCCCCGCCGCGCCCUCCGAGCACUCCUCCAGCGUGGUCAACAUGUCGGUCGGCGUGCUAGUGCUGCUGGUGUGUGUGGUCAGCUACCUCACCACGUACCACAUCGGCGCCGUCCUCGCGCUGGAGGCCUGGGUCCUGGCGUUGCUGUGUGCGUGUCUCCUCGUCUUCACUGGCUGCACCCUCAUGGUGUGCAGGCAGCCACAGACCAGCAAAAAGGUCUCCUUCAUGGUCCCACUUUUGCCUUUUCUGCCCAUUUUGAGCAUAUUUGUUAAUAUUUACCUAAUGGUUCAACUGAGUGGCGAUACCUGGGUACGAUUCUCUGUGUGGAUGGCUGUUGGUUUUCUGAUCUACUUCGGCUACGGCAUCUGGCACAGCGAGGAGCGCCGGCGCCGGGGACCCGCCAAGGGCAGCGGCACCAAGGAGAACCCCGAGACCGGCCGGGAGAAGCAGGACGGCGUGGCUGCGGCGGCGAAGGACCAGGAGCAGUUCAUCUGUCCGGAGAAGACCAGCCGGUGCUGAGGGGCGGCGGCGCAUUCACAGACUCCGAGGCAACAGAUGCAUAAAAGCACAGUAGCUCUGCCUUGAUGCACCUGUACAUAAAGCUUCACUGUGAGCGCAGUGUCAGCAUUGUAGCGGCGGCGGCGGCGGCAGGAAGGGGGGGCCGCUCUCUUAGCGCCCGGGGCCACGUCCUGUCGGCCGCGUUGGGCAGCGCGGAGGCAGGAACCAACGGACAGGUAACACACUGGAGAGCGAUCAUUUAGGCCAACACUGAAACAGUCAGUGCGGAGCUUUCCUGUUUCAUCCUAGACUGUAGUUUUAGCACGUGAUGUCAUUUUGAGCAGGUUUUUGUACAGGUGAGUUUUAAUGUAAAGCCCUUCGCUUCACGCUACUCAGAUAAAAUGUCCAUUAGUGUCGGAUUCCAGUCCCUCAUGUGUAGUAGCAUUGUCCGUGGUUUUAGUUUGAGGGGGAGCUGUCAGUGUUACAUUAGGUUGAUUGACUAGUUGAAGUAUAUUUUAGAAGCAUUUUGUGUGUACUGUAAUUAUUCCAUAAUGGGAAACUGUAUCGUAAAACUGCCACAUGCAGAUUCAUGUGUCACGUAGCUGCUUCGACUCUUAACUUGUCAAGACUCGUCUUGAUUUAUGUCAGCGACUUGAACUUGGGCCAAAUGCUUGUGGUGAGUUUCUCAACAUCUACAUCUUCUAAAGAUGUUAUGUAACUGAUGGUAUGAAUCUUUACUGUAGAUGUUAAAUACAGUUUGUGUAGAUAUUGUGGUGGAGUUGUUCAUUAUUUUCUUAUGGCUCAGUAUUAUUCUCUUUGUUUGUGUAUGUGUGUGAUUAUGACAACUGUAUUUUCCUCUUGAUGCCUUUGGGAGCUGGCAGUUAUUAUCUAGUGCUCAGUGUAAACUAGUUUACUGCAGGAACGCUUCACUUUGUACCCAUAGUUUUUUUAUUAAUCCUCCUCUUGGCACAUGUUUUUCAUAUAAGCAUGAACCGAUUUUCUAUCAACCAGAUUUAUUACAAGUUGAAGUAUUAAAUGAGAAACGGUUUGUGUUGCCACCUCGCGGUGAGUGUUUCUUUCCAGGUUUUGCUUCAAGCCGCUGUGAGCCGCCAGCUUUUACUUGUAUUAUAAACUAUAAGGCUCAGCUGGAUUGCGGUCAGAACUUGUUUCCUGUGUGACCUUUGACCUUUGUUCACGGUGCUUUCCCUCAAUAGAUAGGUCAGAUUCUGAAGCUGUAAGAUGUGAAAUGUGAAACCCAUUCACAAGCGGGAAAAGAUGGGUCUGAACAUUUACAUGUACAAUAUCCCUGUCAUACGGUGAAGCCACAUCUACAGUGUUGAUGCAUUACUAUGUCCAUAGCAAAUGCAUUUUCUGGUCACACAUCUGAAUGUAUGGUUUAUUAUGUAAGCUAGUGAAGUAAACAAUAAAGAUUGGAAUAAUGAAACUAAAA